CGAGACAACACUUUCGACUUCUCUCCCGACUUGGAUUUCAUCUAAACAUACAUCUCGAUACAACCGAAUACAGUUCGACUGAAUUCACUCCCACCCACCUGAUCAUCCUGCGGCGUUGACAACGUUGCCUUCUAGCAAAUUCGUCGAAUCAAACUCCUACCAACUAGCAAUGGAUUUCGGAGGUGCUCAGAGCGGCGGUGCCGGUGGCCGCACCUGCUACACAUGCGGGCAACCCAACCACCAGGCUCGCGACUGCCCUAACCGUGGCGCUGCCAAGUGCUACAACUGCGGUGGUGAGGGACACAUCAGCCGUGCCUGCCCUGAGGAGCCUAAGGACCAGAAGAUCUGCUACCGAUGCAGUCAGCCUGGCCACAUCUCCCGUGACUGCCCCUCCGGCGGUGCUGGUGGCGGCGGCGGCGGCGGUGGCGGCCAGUCCUCUGGUGCUGAGUGCUACAAGUGUGGUGAGGUCGGUCACAUCGCUCGCAACUGCUCGAAGGGCGGAUACGGCGGCGGUGGCGGCGGCGGCUACAGCGGUGGUGGUGGCGGCUACGGCGGCGGCUACGGCGGCGGUGCCGGUGGCAAGACCUGCUACUCUUGCGGUGGUGUUGGCCACAUGUCGCGCGACUGCGUGAACGGCAGCAAGUGCUACAACUGUGGCGAGACCGGCCACUUCUCGCGCGACUGCUCCAAGCGCUCGACCACUGGCGAGAAGAUGUGCUACAAGUGCCAGCAGCCCGGACACGUCCAGGCUGAGUGCCCCAACAACUAAACCUCUUUUACCUCGAAAAUGGCCGAUGAUGUAAACGCACGUACCCUGUGCGACCCGUCUUCUCAUGACGAGCGAAGAGGAUGGCCGGCUGCCUGGGGGCAGCCUGUCUGUUGAGAGUGCGGAGGAGAGAGUGAGGAAACGAAAACUCCUUUCUUGUGGGUGGCCACAGAGUGUGGCUCCACGUGGGUCGCGUUGGGUUGCUUGUUAUUUGCACCAUCUGGAUACCCCCCAAAAAUGAUAUGGGAUUUUGCUGCGGUUUAUUUAUCAUUUGUCCUUUGCUCUACCUUUCUACCUCGGCUCAUGUUCUGCCAUCUUUUACUACUGGAUGGUUCUGACCAUUCGACAAGGGGCGAUGACAAUAAUUACGCGAUGAUUUAUACGAUGAAAACAGGGAAUCAGGGAAGACGCAGUGUUACGAUUGAUUAAGGACGUCGAGAGCGGACUUGGCUUUUUGUCUCAGCAAAGUAUUUUUUCAUAUGGUCUUGACGCGUGGAUUUGCGAUCAGGGAGUUCAUGGACCGGCCGGCCUUUGAAAAACAAACUGGGUUUCUACAAAAGUCUUUGCGUCUUGUUUUGCCUCGCAGUCAUUAUUUGUUGCCAUUUGGCUGUUGUAGCCGAUGUCUUUUGAUCUCGUGGUCUUUUUAAAAAGUGUUGAUGUGUCGAUGGACUGAUGGAAACAACGUCGGGUCAUGUACAAACUUGUUUCGGGCCAUCUCCAAGGUACUUGCGGCAUCCGCCCGGUAUGAUAUUGUGUCGCAGGAUGAGUUCAAGUGGAGAUGCUUAUGUCGUCGCGGCCAACCUUAAAAAGGCAUACCUUCUACCUACGGACAUGUCAAGAAAGAUUUUUUAAAAAAAAACCUUGAUAUUUUCAUCACAUCUAGCAUCAGUUUCUAUAUAUUACAGACGAAAUCAACACCAACUCAUAGCUUAUAACAUGG
Pyricularia oryzae 70-15 is the source of this 1706-nucleotide messenger RNA. RefSeq names its product zinc knuckle domain-containing protein. NCBI's taxonomy places the organism in Eukaryota, Fungi, Ascomycota, Sordariomycetes, Magnaporthales, Pyriculariaceae. The record is from RefSeq and is a predicted model, not a curated record. Gene Ontology annotation, molecular function: mRNA binding; zinc ion binding; translation regulator activity. Gene Ontology annotation, biological process: positive regulation of cytoplasmic translation. Gene Ontology annotation, cellular component: cytoplasm. The transcript has 7 exons. The coding region runs from base 170 to 769 and encodes 199 amino acids.